Messenger RNA from Fragaria vesca subsp. vesca, 2536 nucleotides. Its product is annotated as microtubule-associated protein TORTIFOLIA1-like. Bases 103 to 1974 code for a protein of 623 amino acids. The transcript is spliced from 5 exons. NCBI's taxonomy places the organism in Eukaryota, Viridiplantae, Streptophyta, Magnoliopsida, Rosales, Rosaceae. Gene Ontology annotation, cellular component: microtubule. Gene Ontology annotation, molecular function: microtubule binding. The record is from RefSeq and is a predicted model, not a curated record.
CACCUCCAGCAAUGCAGCUGGAGAUUCCCGAAGCUCCGCCGCCCGAACCGUAAAAAAAACCCGACCCGAGUCCAAACCAGAACAAACGGCCACGUAUCCGCAAUGCCUCCGGCGCAGAAUCUCAAGCACCAGGUGUUCACGUGCCUCACGAAGCUCUCCGACCGUGACACGCACUCUCUCGCCGCGACGGAGCUCGAGUCUAUAGCUCGGAGUCUUGACCCGACCACCGUGCCGACUUUCCUCUCAUGCAUCCACGCCACCGACGCCUCCGACAAGUCGCCGGUGAGGAAGCAAUGCGUGCACCUAAUCGCCGUCCUCUCCGAAAUCCACGGCGACGCGCUGGCGCCGCACCUCUCGAAAAUGCUCGGCAACAUCACCAAGCGCCUCCGCGACCCCGACUCCGCCGUCCGAUCCGCCUGCCAAAACGCCGUCGCUUCGCUCUCCUGCCACGUCACCAAGCCGCCGUUCAGCUCGUUCUCGAAGCCGCUCACCGAGGCGCUGUUCACGGAGCAGGACGUGCACUCGCAGAUCGGCGCGGCGCUCUGCCUGGCCUCGGCGAUCGACGCAGCGGCCGACCCCGAGCCGGCCAGGCUGGCGAAGCUGUUGCCGAAGUUCGAGAGGCUACUGAAGAGUGACAGCUUCAAGGCCAAGCCGGCGCUCUUGACGCUGAUCGGGAGUGUGAUCGGAGCAGGCGGCGCGUCCGGUCAGGGAGCUCUGAGGAAUCUGGUUCCUUGCUUGGUGAACUUCCUGAGUUCCGAUGACUGGGCGGCGAGGAAGGCGGCGGCCGAAGGCUUAACGAAGCUGGCGGUUGCAGAGAGAGACUCGUUGUCUGAAUUCAAAGCUGGCUCUUUGAGAACUUUCGAGAGUCGGAAAUUCGAUAAGGUGAAGGGUGUUAGGGAGGUUAUGAAUCACAUGAUGGAGGCUUGGAAGCAGAUUCCUGAUCUCUCCGACGAGGCUUCUCCGCCGCCGGCGGAUUCAAAUGCUUCUUCCAGAGGUCCAGAGAAUGGAAGUGAUGGAAGGUAUCCUGCUGGGGCCAGGAUUUGUGGUGCUUCUGGUGUUGAAGCUCCUCAAUCCAGGAAGAAACACAUCUUGGCUAACAGAUUGACUCCACCUGAUAGUUCUUAUGCUACCACUGCUAGGAAGAGAAGCCCUUUCAAGAGUAACGAGAAGAAGACUCCAUCAAUGUUUCGAAGGUCAGAACACAAGAAGCCUUUGGAUAUGGAAGUUGAGAUUGCUGCUGGUAAUGCUUCAGGGGCUUUCCGUGAUUGUUAUGAGGGGGAUGAAAAUGCCCCGGAAAGGAUCAAUGAAAAGACUAGAUUUUCAAAGCCAGAAACUAAGAGGGCCUUGUUCCAAAAGAGUUCUGAUAACAAAGUGCUAAAGUUUGGGGGGUCGAGGGCUGGAUCUCGUGUUGCUCCAUAUCUUGAGGAGACCUCAGAAUCUACAGUUGUUGUCAGUAAUGCUACAGAGGAUAUCCAUAAGAACCACAGAGAAUGUGAGGAUUUGUCCCUUAUCCGCAGUCAACUUAGCCAGAUUGAAAAGCAGCAGUCCAAUUUAUUUGAUCUCCUGCAGAGAUUCAUUGGUAGCUCACAAAACGGAAUGCAUUCUCUGGAGACACGAGUUCAUGGGCUAGAGCUAGCUCUGGAUGAGAUCUCCUAUGAUUUGGCUUUGUCAAGUGGAAGGAUGACUAAUCUCGAGUCACGUGGCAAAACUUGUUGCAUGCUACCUGGUGCUGACUUUUGGAGCACCAAGUUCUGGAAGAAAACAGAAGGCAGGUACUCAGCCUCAAGGAUUUCUAAUUCCAGGGCUGCAGCUGCAACAGCCUUGCGUUACAAAGCUGAUAACAAUGGCAGUGCUGAAACAUCUAUGCUGGAGAACCGUAGGUUUCGGCUCCAGGAUAGGAAUGGAUUCAUUGUAAACCCUUUGGCAGAGAUUCAGACCGACUCAAGAGGUAUAUCAGAGGUGGCACGUCGCUAGCCAGUUGAAUCAGCAGAUCUGCAGCAUAAUACCAGGUGGAAAGUUUUAGUCUAUUCUCAGUCUUGUGCUGAGCAUUCGACAUGAAACAAUACUAGCUACAAAGGCAGUCUGUUUGUGGUAUGUGCUUAUUGCAAACAUCCAAUACGACUAUCUACUACACAAGUAUUAUUUUCAUACGACUUGCAGAAGAUACCAAAGAAGAAAAAACUUUAUCAAGCGCAGCUUUCCUUGUUCAGUUUGUUCUUGGUUGUAUGAUUCAAAGAAAUCAGAUUUAUCAUUGAUAUACGAAUGCCACGAUCUUGGAACAGAGGUUGUAACGUGUAUAGAGGAUUUACUAGGGCUUUCAUUCUCAUUAGCUGGGGAUUGUUUUGUAUCUGGAUCCUUUGUUAUUAUUAUAUUUGGCCCUGAAAGAACUAUUGAGAUCUGAUGAUGGUGAUUGGUGAUGCAUUUUAUAUUUCUAUAGUUUCCAGAUAGUUGUUGCUUUGGCAUGAAGCAAAGACAGAUCAAAGUACUGUAAUUAGAACUUCUGUCUUAAUCAACUGCUUUGCCGACAAUGUGAUUC